AUGAAAGAUUUAACAAUAAAAGUCAUUUAUCGUGAUGACGACUGGUUUAUCAUUGAUAAACCGUAUGAUUGCAGGAUUCAAAACUAUGCUAACUCAAGUGUUCCAUCAGUUGAAAGCUUAUUGAAGGAGCAAUUUCCUGACAUCAGCAAAUUUCGCAAUGUUCAUCAGCUUGACUAUGCUACUUCAGGUGUGUUUGUAUUGGCACUGAAUAAAAAAGCAGCAGCAGCAGCAAGUAAGCUGUUUAGAGAUCGUAUGGUUAAGAAAACAUAUUUAGCCCUUGUCAAUGGCCAUGUCAAGGAGAACGAAUAUUUUGUAGACCAACCUAUCGAUGAUGACCCCAAUCACGAAUUUAGGAUGGCUAUUACACCAACAGGAAAGCCUGCUCAAACAAAGAUACGAGUUAUACAGCGAGGUUACUACACGUACAAGGAAGAGAAAACCGGCAUGGAAAAGACGCUACCUAUCACCAAAGUGAGUUUAUCACCAAUUUCUGGAAGAAGACACCAAUUGAGGCUACAUUUAAAAUACAUUGGACACCCUAUAGUAGGCGAUUUCAACUAUGAAGAUAGAUACACUGACACAUUUCGAAUGAUGCUGCAUGCUCAUCAGAUCAUCCUUCCGCUACCAGGCAGAGAAGAAUUGAAGGUGGCAUCGAAUGAUCCCUUCACUGAGCUAGUACAGUAA
Molecule: messenger RNA, 684 nt
Organism: Mucor velutinosus
Lineage: Eukaryota; Fungi; Mucoromycota; Mucoromycetes; Mucorales; Mucoraceae
Gene: naa20
Product: N-alpha-acetyltransferase 20
Exons: 3
Coding region: 1-684 (227 amino acids)
Biological process (GO): enzyme-directed rRNA pseudouridine synthesis
Molecular function (GO): RNA binding; pseudouridine synthase activity
Source: RefSeq, a predicted model, not a curated record